Microthlaspi erraticum is the source of this 2037-nucleotide messenger RNA. The record is from the annotation of a GenBank genome assembly. Lineage: Eukaryota; Viridiplantae; Streptophyta; Magnoliopsida; Brassicales; Brassicaceae.
AUGGAUACAACACGUCCUUCUGGUCAUGAACAAGUAGAAGAUCCAACCAAAAUUAACCAUCCUGAGGAAGAAGAGCACCAUACUGAGAGUGGAGCAUCAAAGAUGUUCAAGAGAGUGAAGGCAAGAGCUAAGAAGAUCAAGAACAGUCUCACUAACAAACAUGGCAACGAGCCCGAUCCCGAUCACGACGUCGAAGAAGAAGAAGACGAUGAUGAAAUCGACGACCAGGACCCACAAAAGCACGUCGCAUCUCUGAAUCAUCCCCGAGAAACUAAUGUUCCGGUGGCGGCGGCACCGGAGGAGAUCACUCCACCGGAGAAAAAGGUUUCACCUUUCGCGUCUUCCGAUAACAGCAAACUCGACGAACCUGAGACGUUACGAGACGCCACUUACGGACACGAAGCACUAUCUCAUCCUGUAAAACCGGAGGAGACGAGAGAUUCACCGGUUUAUCCUGUAAAAACUUCCGAUCUGGCGGAGGUAGAAGAUAGGAGAGUGCCUUUGAGCACUCCUGAGACGAGGGCGUUUGCUCCUCCCGGUGAAUAUCUUGGUCGUCAACCGGAAGUCAACACUGAGAGUGAGAGUGGUGUAUCUGUUCCCACUCAUCAAGGAGGUGGAGAAGAUGGAGUACCGGAGAUUGCUGAGUCUCUUGGUAGGAUGAGAGUGAUGGAGGAGUCUUUUGAUCAGAAAUCAGAAUCUGAAAUCGCAAAGGAUUCACCGGCGGUGAGAAGUUUCGAGUUUGAUCAGAAGACCGAAGAAUCUGGAAUCGACAAGGCUUCGUCGCCGGGAUUCGGCGGGAAAGCUGAGCUGAGGGAAGAUUUUCCGGCGAAAAGCUCUGACUUUGAGCAGAUCGAAUCUGGAAUCGGGAAGGAUUCGACGGCGGGAUUCGGCGGAAAACCAGAAGCUGAGACGAAGGAAGAUUUUCCGGCGAAAAGCCGUGAAUUUGAACAGACGAUCGGAACUGAAAUCGGGAAAGAUACGGGUGUCGGAGAACCGGGAACUGAGCGGAGGGAAGAUUUUUUGGGGAAAAACUAUGAAUUUGAGAAGGAGAUGGAAUCUGCAAUCGGCAAGGAUUCGCCGACGAAAUUCCCCGGAGAAUCGGAAACUGGGCUGGGAGAAGGAUUUAAUCUGAAGAAUGAUUCAAUCGGGAAGGAGUCGGCCAAGGGAAACCAUGGAUAUGGCGAAGAAUCGGAAUCUGGACUCGAAAAGGAAUUUCCGGCGACGAGUGGUGACGUGAAAGUGGAGACCGGGCUGGGAAGAGACUUUAAGACGGAAUUCAACGAGCAAUUCUCGCCGGAGUUUUCGGGUCCGAAAGAGAGAGAUACUUUCGAUUCGGAAGCUGAGCCAAAACCCAACACCUACACAGAGAUGAUCGGCUCAGCGACGACGUUCGUAACCGGCAAAGCUGUUGCCGCGAAAGACACCGUCGCUUCAGGUCUUGGAUACUCAGGCGAAACCGCCGGACAUGAGAGUCCCGUGGGAGUCCAAAAUCCGGGGACUGUUGCUGAGAAGUCUAUUCCGGAUGACGAAAAGGUUAAAGAAACUGGAUCACCGGUCUCGACGAAAUUGCCGCUCUCCGGUGGUGGAAGUGGAGCGGAGGAGAAUUAUGUCCAGGCUAGUGAUUAUCUACCGGAGAAAGAGAAACUGUCACCUGAAGAAGAGGACAAAGCUUUUUCUGAGAUGAUCAACGGGAAACUUAAUCUCGGAGGAGAGACGAAGGCAACGGAGGCGAAGGAAGUUGAAGUGACGGCGGAGAAGAUCCCUUCCGGUGAGGUGUCAGAGGAAAAAGAACACGGUGAGGCGGCUGCACCAGAGGUAGAAGGAGGAGGAAUGGUGGGGAGGAUUAAAGGAGCGUACAAUUAUUGGGUCGGUGGUACCACGGAGGAGGUGAAACCGAAAUCUCCGGUCUCAGGUCACGAGUCUUCACAAUCACUCGACUCCACCGCGGGGACUAAAGGAUUUUCGGAUUCAAGUGAAACCGGUUUGGGUGAGAUCGGUGGUAGUACCGGAUCUUUGCCGGUACAGAAAGGACUUUAA